AUGAUAUUGCUAUUGGCAGCAACUUGUUAUGGCCAGGGAUUUUACAACUCGAGAGCAACCUCUUACAGUAGCCCUGAUGGCGCAGGAACUGCACGUAUGUGGUGCUCUCGUUUUCCCUUCUCCACUCUUCUUUAUGAUAUUUUGAGUGCAUGGGCGUUUGGAACAGUAUUCGACAUUGUAAAUCCACCCAUGGGAUCUCUUCGCGCUAGAGUUCACUAUGCCAACCAGGAUCAAGCCAAGACAUCACAGUUAACCUUUGCCAUCCCUAGGGAUUGGAAGGUUGGAGUUGAAUAUGACACUGCAUCUCAACAUAAUUAA
Messenger RNA from Fraxinus pennsylvanica, 318 nucleotides. Lineage: Eukaryota; Viridiplantae; Streptophyta; Magnoliopsida; Lamiales; Oleaceae. The record is from the annotation of a GenBank genome assembly.